AUGGCUCUAUCACUGUCUUCCACCUUAGCAGGCGGAUCUGGCUACCCAGAGCUACGUAGUGCAUCCACUAAUAGGAUGAUUAGUCCACAGGAGCUCACCUUGGGGGAUGUAGUUUUGAUGCAAAAUUCGAAUGCAAAGAGGCUAAUUGGCCGUAAAUUCAAUGAUCCAACUGUUCAGAGUGACAUAAAACUAUGGCCAUUCAAGGUCAUUCCUCACCUCACCGACAUCAACAAGCCUAUGAUAGUAGUGACCUACAAGGGAGAGGAGAAACAUUUUUCAGUUGAGGAGAUCUCCUCAAUGGUGCUAUCAAAGAUGAAGGCGUCUUGCACCAAGGAUGCCGGAACUAUUGCUGGCCUCAAUGUUGUAAGGAUCAUCAAUGAGCCUACUGCUGCAGCCAUUGCAUACGGUCUAGAUAAAGGUGGCAAUGUGGCUAAGAAUGUGCUGAUUUUCGACCUUGGUGGUGGCACGUUCGAUGUGUGUGUGGCCAUGGUUGAUGCAGAUAUCAUUGAAGUGAAGGCUAUUGCGGGCGAUACUCAUAUUGGGGGGCAAGAUUCUGACAGUAGGAUGGUGGAUCAUUUCGUAAAAGACUUUGAAAGGAAGAAUGGUAAGGAUAUUAAUAUGAAUCCGAGAGCUAUUAGGAGAUUGAGGAGUGCUUGUGAAAGAGCCAAGAGGAUUGACGCCCCUAGUGUUAGUAAUCUAUGCUUGUGCCACAUGGGAAAACUUAUGUGA
This is a messenger RNA of Salvia splendens (bonfire salvia), 729 nucleotides long. Its product is annotated as heat shock cognate 70 kDa protein-like. Gene Ontology annotation, molecular function: ATP-dependent protein folding chaperone; ATP binding. The record is from RefSeq and is a predicted model, not a curated record. The coding region runs from base 1 to 729 and encodes 242 amino acids. Lineage: Eukaryota; Viridiplantae; Streptophyta; Magnoliopsida; Lamiales; Lamiaceae. The transcript has 3 exons.